Fukomys damarensis (Damara mole-rat) is the source of this 1315-nucleotide messenger RNA. RefSeq names its product post-GPI attachment to proteins factor 3-like. Lineage: Eukaryota; Metazoa; Chordata; Mammalia; Rodentia; Bathyergidae. The record is from RefSeq and is a predicted model, not a curated record. The annotation marks the transcript as partial. Gene Ontology annotation, molecular function: hydrolase activity, acting on ester bonds. The transcript has 2 exons. Gene Ontology annotation, biological process: GPI anchor biosynthetic process. Gene Ontology annotation, cellular component: endoplasmic reticulum membrane.
GGUCUGGCGAACCUGGCGUGGUGGCUGGGCUGGUGCCUGCGGAACAGCCGGAGGCUGCCGCACGCACGCAAGUGCGCAGCCGUGGUGCUGCUGCUGCAGGGGCUGUCCCUGCUCGAGCUGCUGGACUUCCCGCCCCUCUUCUGGGUCCUGGAUGCCCACGCCAUCUGGCACAUCAGCACCAUCCCCCUGCACGUCCUCUUCUUCAGCUUCCUGGAGGAUGACAGCCUGUACCUGCUGAGGGUGUCGGAAGCCAAGUCCAAGCUUCACUGAGGACCCUGGUGGGCGCCACCUUCCCCGGGAUGAUGGGUCUUAGCUGUUUAGCUUUUUUAUUUUGUUUUUUGAGACAGGGUCUUGCUUUGUAGUCCAGGCUGGCCUUGAAUUUACAGCAAACCUCCCACCUCAGCCUCCUGAGGCUUUUUAGCUGGAACUCAGACUUCAGGGUGCAGGCGCAGGCUCAUGCAGCCACCCACCCUUCACCGUUCACAGGGACCAUGGCCUCCCAGUCUGGGGCCAGGGCAGCUGAGCUGUUCUAGGGAAGAGAGCAUGAAGCACUGCCUCUGCCUCCCCGUGAGGCCUCUCCUGAGCCCCGCACCCUGUUCUGUAGGUGGGGUCUCCUUAGGCCACCUCACCCUCCCACAAGGUGCCACCAGGUGGCGCUAGAUGCCUGCUCUACGUGUGUGUGUGUGUGUGUGUGCGUGCGUGCGCGCGCGCGCGCACCUGGGAUGAUCGAACUCUGGCCCUUGUGCUGGGCGAGUCAGGUGAAGGAACUACUGAGCUAAAUCCCCGGGCCUGCCAUACCCAUUUUGAAGGCCGGAUUUUCCCCCUAGAGUCGAAGGGAACACACAGCUGGGAUGUGGCCUGGGGAGGUGUAGAGCCUCACCUCACCCCCUUCAGGGAGGGACCCUGGGCCAAGGCAGUGCAGGGGUGAUGGAGGGAGUUCUGCUCCAGGUGGGGGCUUGGCUUGGGCCCUGGCGCACAGUGUAGACAGGGGUGCGUAGGUGUAGGGGCAGGAGGGGAGCUGCACAGAUUGUGUGCAAGUGUGAGGUGAGUGUGACAGCAAGUGUGUGCCAUGAGGCAGGGAGUCGAGCGGGACGGGCCCAGGCCAGGGUCGUAGGCCCCCGGAGCACCAUCCGUGCCCAUGGCCAUAGCCAGGCAGAGGCCAGGUGUGUACGGGGUCUGCACGUGUGUGCACAUCUGCCCAGUGUCCUUUUGCUGCCCCCUCAAACCUCACAGGACCCCACAUAACUUUUUUUAGACAGGGUCUUGCUAUGUAGUCAGGCUGGCCUUGAACUCACUGUGUAGCCCAAGCUGGUCU